AUGAGCUUUCGACGUUCAUCAACACGUGUGAAACCACCUAAAGCAACAAUAAAAAUUCUUUGCGUUGGUGAUGGUUCUAUCGAUGAAUUUCCCUCAGCUUAUGAACCGACGGUUUUCGAUAAUUUUGCUUGUGUAAUGCAUCGAAAUUCAGCGGCAUCGUACAAUCUUGAAUUAUUUGAUACAGCUGGUCAGGAAGAAUGGGAGCAGCUUCGCCGAAUGAUGUAUGCUAAUACAGACGUGUUUUUGGUAUGUUAUUCAUGUAUGCAACCAUCUUCAUUUGAUAAUGUCGAAAAAAAAUGGAUGCCUGAUGUACGCAGUCAUGAUCCAUCCAGUCUUGUGAUUCUUGUUUCACUUUGCAUUGAUUUACGUACGAAUAAUAAUUCAGUGAAUGCUCAACCUGAUCUUAUAUCAACACCAGUGGUCACAAGUCGACAAGGAGCUGACUUAGCUAAACGUUUAAAAUGUAAUGCGUUUAUCGAAUGCUCGUCAAUGCUUCGUUUUCAUGUUCGAGAAGUAUUCGAAUGUGCUGUCGAUGUAUUUGAACGUGAUUAUCAACGAUAUUCUGAUCAAUAUUGUCAUGAUCAACGUCGAUGUCACACAUGGUUAUGUUGCCUUAUGUGUUGUUCAUCGAGAAAGCAAAUAUCACAAAAAAACAACAAACACGAUAAGUCAGAUCAAUACGUUUACAAUCCAGAAUGA
Messenger RNA from Rotaria socialis, 699 nucleotides. The record is from the annotation of a GenBank genome assembly. Lineage: Eukaryota; Metazoa; Rotifera; Eurotatoria; Philodinida; Philodinidae.